Molecule: messenger RNA, 4216 nt
Organism: Dreissena polymorpha
Lineage: Eukaryota; Metazoa; Mollusca; Bivalvia; Myida; Dreissenidae
Product: Fanconi anemia group A protein homolog
Exons: 38
Coding region: 51-3977 (1308 amino acids)
Biological process (GO): interstrand cross-link repair
Cellular component (GO): Fanconi anaemia nuclear complex
Source: RefSeq, a predicted model, not a curated record
AUCUGUGUUAGGAGGGCCUAGUUCUAUUUCCAGUGCCCAUACUAGAGGAGAUGUGGCCGUUCAGGAGCCAGGACCAACUGAAACAGACUGUGCUGCAGCUCAUAUCACACAACCUGUCCUCCAAUGACAUUCUUAAUGAGCUUUCCUGCAUAAAGAAAGAUGAGACGUUUGACAGUUCUUUGAUUGCCCCUCUAGGGUUCAGCUAUGCAGCACAUGUUACCAAGGUGACCUCUCAGCAACAGUUUGGCUGCCAGGCAGCAGACAGAUAUAUUGAGAAAAUUGUGCAGUUGGUGAACAAGGAAACACCUGAAACAGAGAAAGAGCUUGUCAACACUGUCAGUUUGGUACAUCAGCUGAUUUUGAAUGGUUACCUCACUGAAUCUGGUUUCCAUGACAACCUGUGUCGCCAUAUGGACCUGCCCCUCUCUUUGCUGUGGAUCUUGCACAAGGAGGGAGUGGUUGCCAUAGAAACACAUUUCUGCAAGAUGAUGAACAGACAAGGCUUUGGUGAUGAAUUCUGUAGAAAAGUUGUGCAAGCCUGCAUCAAGAAUGAUACAACAAAUGUUGUCAUAGCAACAGAAGUUGUUAUAGGAAUCCUGAGCGAGUGUGUGGAGCUGGGCUAUGCUGAGGAAGCCUCCCUUCAGUCCCCUGCCAGGGACCUGGCUGCCAGUAUCCUCCAGUCUGUUGUUCUAGGUCUUGUAGACGAAGCCAUGAAAUCUCCCAAACACAGUGCAGGAUCCGUGGUGCUGUUUGAUCAAUCCAAGGUUGGACCAGCUGCUCUGAAAAAAGCCUCAUCAUCACUGAUUGUUGCAAUACUGAGCCACAAACCUGUACACAAAGUGUCACAAGCUAUAAGGGAUCAGCACAACUGGGCCUAUGGGCAGAUGCCUGCAGCAUUGAUACAUCUUUAUAAACAGCUGAUGAUUCCAUUUGGGAUUGAAGAAGUACUUCAUAUUCUCCGACAAGUACUUGAUGAACAGGAAGUCAGCUGGCAGUUGUUGUUGUCACUUGUAUCAGUGGUGGUUGUCUGCUACCAGAACUCUACUCAGCACAUCCUAGAUAUGACAGAUGCCCUGGUACAGGAAGGCCUGGAGGGCUGUGACAUGGAGAGUACCAUCACAGGGUUCCUACUGGCCAGGCAGGCCUGCCUACACGGACCCCACGUGUUCAUGGCAUACCCGGAGUGGUUCCAGAGAUCAUUUUCUGAAGGUGCAAACUGCCCAGUGAAAACCAGGAAAAGUUUUACGUUCUUGAUGAAGUUCUUGACUGAUCUCAUGCCACAUGAGUCUGCUCAGCACAUCAAGGUUCACAUCGCUAGGCCCCCGUUUGUUCCCCCGAAGUGUAGGGAUAUCUUGGCUGACUACAUACUGCUGGCAAAAACCAGGCUCCAGGACCUCAAGGAGAUAUUAGAUGAUAACAGCAAAGAUGGUGGGGUGACUAAUGGCAAUACAAAGUCUGGUGACAGUGCUCAGCAAGAAGAGGUGGACAAUGCUGUUACCGUAUUUGCCAGCUCAGGGAAGCUGCCAACAUCCAUAAUUGAAGCCAGCAUAUUCAGGAAGCCAUACUACAUUGGACAGUUCCUACCUCAGCUGCUAAAACCAAGGCCUCUACCGAACUUCCCUGACCCCAGAAUGAAGCUGAUAACUGCUUUGAAAAAUGCUGGAAAGAUCCCUCUGUCCAUGUUCACCAACUAUGAGAGGGAAUGCCAGAGAGAGUCAGCUCAGUUGUUAGAAGGUGUGUUUCUGGACUCGGACUCUGAUGGGGAGAUGGAAACCUCUGACCUUGACCUUCUUCUGUCCAGUCUACAUCAGCUUGUUGCUAUGGCUACAAGAUGUGGCCUUGACCCUGCUCAAAAGGUCAAAUAUACAGAAACAGAGUUGGUAACCCUUAUAUGUGAAAGGAUUGAAGCCUGCUUUUCAUUGAAACCUUGGCCUGGACUUGAGCCUAUUCCAGUUAUAAUGAUAGAACGUCACACAAUCAACCUCCCAGAAACCCAGUUGAAGGUAAUAAAUUCCAUCCUGAACACGAUUGCAGAAUGUCUUCAUGCAGAGAAGGGCUUAUUUCAUUCAGUAACAUGGUUGCCACGGUUUCUGUUGGCCUUGACCCAAUAUCCUGUAGUCAUGAAAACACUGUGCCAUAGAAUCUGGACUUUAUGCUGCUGGCAGCUGAGGGAAGAUUAUCAAGACGUGCAUGUUAAAUGCCUGGCAGGAAUCUUGGUUGAGAUGGAGUUGCUAGGAAACAGGGUGCCCAAAGUGUUUACUUACACGUCUAAAACUGAGCAGUGCCAGUUUCCCACCUUCAUUUUGCAGCAUUUACCAAUAAGAACCAGUUGGGAAAUGGAGUUUUCUUUGAGAAUUCUGAUGUCCUGCCUACAGUAUGUGAUAUUAACAAGUUCGAGCACACGAUCAGUGAAUCCUUCACCCAUUGUUAUUAAGAAGUUUAUGUACCUGGCAACCAGACUUCAUACUGACUUGCGCUUCAGCAGCUCGGAUAAAUUGGUAGCCAUGGCAACCGACAGUGACGUCGAGGCCAUCUUCACUUCAGAGUUCUACCAGAAUUUAUUGGCAACUGAACAGCUGAGUUUCCAGGAGUGGGUGGGGUAUGAACUGGACGUGGACCCCAACUAUGAUGCCUUGGAUGAAAUGGAAAGAUACAACUACCACAUGUGGGUGGUACACACACAUUUCAUGGGACCUUGUGUAGCUGAGAAGAACACGUACAGAUCUAUGGCCUCAAUUGUGAUUCAGGAACUAGUUCAAAAUAAAACAAGGACACAAGACACCUUUGAAAAAAGCUGUCCAAGAUGUGACAACAGUUCACAGAAUACUUCCUCAAGCAAUAAGGUCCAUAUGAUGUCCAUUUUACAGAAUCUUACACAGAUGUUCACUAUUGGUGACUCCUCAAAUCAUAAAGAUGAGUUGCCAUGGUUACAGAAAGAACUCCUGGGACUUGUGAAAAGAUGCUCUGACAGUGACUCGACAUGUGCAAUAGUUCAUGUGUUUAUCAGAGUGUGUCUGUGUUUGCCUGCUUACCUGUUCUUCAGUGAUCUGCCAGGCAGUCUCACGGAGCAGUGCACAAGUCUGCAGUCCACACUGGACAAUAUCAACACCAUUGUGAUUCCUUACCUGAGUGAGGGAUUGCUCCUGCCUGCUGGAAUAGUGGCCUUUCUUAUACAGGGCUUCGCUAUGACCAAAGAUGCUGUAAAUCCAUCAUCUGCUUUGGACCAGUUAUGUGAUAGAUGUCCUGCUCUCCUGCCUUCCAUUUUGGCAAACCAUGAGAUGAUUCGUCCAUUACUUUGUCCCAGAGAGCUCAAUACAAAAAUCAGCCAACUGAUGAAAGCUGUCAGGAAUAAGUCAUUUUCUGAUGUAGGAGACCCCAUGCUUGCAGCUGUGGGUAUGUUCAGUGGUAUCUACAACAACACAUCUUGCAACUUUGAAUGGCUGAAAACCUGUUUGAUAUAUAAUUCAUCUCAGAAAACGCAUCUUCUUGUGAAAUUACUCAUAAUGCAGUUGACAUUUGAGCAAAGUGUUAACAAAAAGAGACAGCGCGUGACACAAAACCUGGAGUCAGCCAUGAAGUGUGUGCUGGACAGCAUUGGCCCUGGUCUCCUUGGUAACCUGUUGUCAUGGGAUACAGGGGACAUGGCAUUUACCUUGCCACAUAGUAUUUCAAAGACAAUGCUUAAAUGUGCCAUACUGAGGUGCCUUGCAGAGAAUUCUGACAGAGUAAAACCUCACUUUGUAGGCGAUAUGCGGAUUCUGGCUUCACUGCUGAAAGAGUAUGCCAUUUUUAGAAAUGUUAUCAUGGCUGAAGGCAACCUUCAGACUGACAUGAAUCCACUGACUGAAGUCACCCAGUUUGUUUUGAAAGUCCUGGAAGUGAUACCAAAGGAACAUCUGACAGGAAUAAGUCAGGAACUGAUCCUAGACUGUGGCCCUGCGGUGGUAGAAGCUGUAAUGCAACAACUAACCAGCUGAUGCGCAGUUACCACAGCUGCAACAGACAAGCUCAUGUGCAUUUACAGUAGAGAUUGUGCAUUAAUCACACACCUGGUGUAAACUUUCGCACACUGCUAUAAUAUUCAUACUCACACGUAUUUGCUUCUUCAGAAGAACUGUUUGAAAAGAUCAUUGUCAAAUUAUAUUUUUAAUAACCUGAUAUUAUGUUUCUUAAACACUUGUAUUUUAUUCUGUUUUGAAUAAAUCUUUAUAUUUUG